AUGCCUGCAUUUAAUCAAAACCGCCCGCGCUCGCCGACUGCGAAGAAGCACAAGUGCCCGUACUGCGCAACAGAUUUUACACGGCAUCACAACCUCAAGAGUCAUUUGCUCACGCAUAGUCAUGAGAAGCCUUAUAUCUGCCCAACGUGCCAGGCAAGAUUUCGACGAUUACACGACCUGAAACGUCAUACGAAGCUGCAUACUGGAGAGCGUCCGCAUUCGUGUGCCAAGUGUGGUCGACGGUUCGCUCGUGGCGACGCUUUGGCCAGACAU
This is a messenger RNA of Xylona heveae TC161, 273 nucleotides long. RefSeq lists its product as hypothetical. The transcript has a single exon. NCBI's taxonomy places the organism in Eukaryota, Fungi, Ascomycota, Xylonomycetes, Xylonales, Xylonaceae. The annotation marks the transcript as partial. Gene Ontology annotation, biological process: regulation of DNA-templated transcription. Gene Ontology annotation, molecular function: RNA polymerase II cis-regulatory region sequence-specific DNA binding; DNA-binding transcription factor activity, RNA polymerase II-specific. The record is from RefSeq and is a predicted model, not a curated record.